AUGUCAGAGGAGAAUGAUCGGUCGGAUGGAGUUGAGACUGGUUCUGAUGGGACUGAGGAUGAAACAUACGAACCUGGAUCAAAUGAGUAUGAAGAGAAUGAGGAUGAUGAUGGGGAAUUUCUCGCAGAAGCAUUUGAUUUUGUAGAUAAAAUUACAAGUGAUGUAGCCGAGUCUUCAAGACAGAGAAAGUCAAAAUGGAGAGCUAAUGUUGAUAUUAACAUUUUCUCAGAGAAUGAAGUGUCAGAAAUAGUUGUGAGGGCUGAACAUGAUGAUAUUGUAUUAAGAGGGAGUGAUGACGAAAACAAUUGGAUGAUGCCUACAGAUUUUGCCCAAGCACAAUUUCGUGAGGUUCACCUGGAGUUAGAAAUGGUCUUUCCCACUCUUAAAUUGUUUAAAGAGGCUAUGAAGGACUAUAAUAUAUAUCUUGGGAGGGUUGUGAAGUUUAAGAAGAAUGACAAGAUUAGAUACAGUGCCGCUUGUGUCGUGGAACAUUAUGAGUGGAAAAUUUUCUAUUCAUGGGCUGAGCAUGUAGGGGGUUACCAGAUCAAGACUUUAUAUCCCACUCACACUUGCAGUAGGGUCUUGAAGAAUCCUCUAGCAGACAGAAAAUGGGUGGGAAAGAAGGUAGUGGAUGUCAUGAGUUAUCCAAAUAUUACCGCAAAAUAUGCAACCAAAUUCAUGGCUUAUAAUUAUCAGGUUCAAUUGGUAGAGAUAAGGUUGUACAGAUCUUUGGAAAUAACCAGAGACAUUGUUGAAGGGUUUGAGAAGGAACAAUUUACUGCAUUUUGGGAUUACUGUCAAGAGAUAAGAAGGAGCAAUCCUAGGUCAACUGCAAGGUUAAGUGUCGAGAGGGGAUAUUAUGGAGGUACUCUAUUACUAGUAGUGAUUCAAGAUUCGAACCAGGCUUUCUAUGCCAUUGCAUACGCAGUUGUUGAGAUGGAGACUAAGGAAACAUGGAAGUGGUUUCUUACAAGGCUAUUUGAGGAUAUGGGAUACCCUAAUGAGCAUGGUUGGGAAGGUUUACUGCCAGCAGUUCAAGAAGUAUGCCCAGGAACUAGACAUAGGUUCUGUAUGAAGCACUUUUACCAUGGUCCAAUCACUCUAGCAGCUCAGACCAAACUCGAGGAUGCUAAGAAACAUGCCAACAAGUGGCAUCCAAUGUGGGUGGGGGAUCCUGGUGGCUCAAUGUUCCAAGUGCUGCACAUCUACAGGCCAAGUGAGAAAUUUGUAGUAGACUUGAAUGAGAAGAGUUGUUCUUGCAAGGAGUGGGAUCUAAGUGGCAUUCCCUGCUGUCAUGCAGUAGCUUGCAUAUGUCACAAUAGGAUGCAGCCUGAAAUGUUUGUCCAUGCCUACUUCUCCAAAGAAACCUGGCAAGCCAUUUACACACCUUUCAUUCAUCUAGUGAUGGGACAAACUCAAUGGAAUAAGAGUGGUCUAGAUCCAAUCUUGCCACCAUAG
Punica granatum (pomegranate) is the source of this 1458-nucleotide messenger RNA. The record is from RefSeq and is a predicted model, not a curated record. NCBI's taxonomy places the organism in Eukaryota, Viridiplantae, Streptophyta, Magnoliopsida, Myrtales, Lythraceae.